AUGGCAGCAGAUUCCACUUGCUCUCUCAAGUUCGGACCCGAAUGGAUUCGAGUACUGAGUGAUUCGUCCGCGGGUCAAGCUCCUCAAGCGCAAGCUUCGCAAGCAACACCACCUCGGAAGUAUCCGCUGGCAAAGCACAGGUACGGCAAAGAAGAACUGAUCGCUAUUUAUGAACAAACGCUGUAUGGAGAUACUGUCCCACCAUUAUCGACGCCGGGAUUCGUCUUCUGCGACGGAGUCUACAUCGAACAGAGUCAAACACCGCGGUCACUCAUUCCUAUGACCGACGAGGAGCAACGCUUGUGGGCUUUCCAGAGGGUGGCCUCCUCAAGAGGCCGGGGGAGAGGAAUAACUCCGGCACCUUGGGCGGCCGCUCGAAGCGUUGGGGGUCAUCUUCAACAGACAAGGAAUUGGCGCUCACCGGAAAAACCGAUAUCGUCGACCACCCAAAUGCCGACGUCGAAUCCGAGUCAAUUCAAUUAUUGGAGGAAAAAUUCCCUGAACGAAGAUGAAAAGGUACCGGAGUGGGCCGACGAGAAAGUGUCUGACGACAACGACAAUGUCGGCUCAUUCGACGAGAAGGGGGGUUUUUUGUCGCUGGAAAGUCGCGGUAGGACGACCGAAAACGCCUCGGCGAACUCUUCGACAGGGAAUUCGUUUCCGCAACGUCCGGUUGCCUCUGCAGACGGCGAGGCUCACCUUGCGCGGCCGACUGUCGAGUCCAGCAUUGAAUCGAAUGUCUGUAGAACGCUGAUGGAUAAACUAUCGUGCAGUUCUCCACUCCAAUCGGCGAAAGAGCGUGAUUCGAGUCACCCUCAAAAUAUCCGAGAGAAAGAAGAGCCGUUGGAUAUUCCUACGAGCAAGAGCAUCCCUGGCGGCCCGGCGGUGAUCCAGAUUCCCACGGUUCCUCUGGCCGAAGACGCGAGAGUAUGUACGAACCAAAGCAAACGAGCUCAGGUUGUCAUCCUCGGUGAUGGGAGCGUGAGCGUAGACUCGAUCACGGUUGCUGCACCAACUGCCGACCAGGACUCCGCGCCAACUGUCCCGUCCGACGGAUCAUUGCAGCAGAGUGCUCGAUGGUCCCACGCGAACAGGGAUAUUGCGGAAGCUCCACUCUGGUACUACAAGGAUCCUCAGGGUAUAAUACAGGGCCCUUUUUCAUCGACCGAUAUGCUUGAGUGGAGCACCCAGGGGUACUUCCAUGACAGCCUCGAAUGUCGUAGAGCUUGUGAUUCGGUUUUUAAUCCUCUUGGUGCGUUGAAGAAAGUUUGGAAUGGAAGACUGCCGUUCGUGAUGCCAAAUCUGCAUGGACCAAUCGCAAACGUGAUCCUACCGACCGUGUCUACUUCUCGUCAAAAUGCUGUGUUCAAUGUCUCCAGUGUGCCCAUGGGGCUCGGCGUGAACUCUCUCUGUGCGGUCGGAGCUAUGAACGGAUUUGUCGCGGCUGGGGGAGCGAGCUCCUCGGUCGUUUCCUCGGUGUCACCCAUGAGAGCUCUGACGUCGGCUCUCCACCCUGAGAACGCCUACGUCGACGAGGCUAAUUCACAGUUCAAUGCGUUGUCGCAGCGCCAGAAUGAUUUUGACGGAAGGAGUCAACAUAUGGCAAACGAGAACGGGAUCGAUAGCAGCCUCAUCGGCGUCGGGCAUAAUCCAGCCCUUGGUCGAGCUCAACAACUGGAGUCGGGAUCGAGUCUGCCAGAAAACAUGCUCGAGACGCCUAUAAGGAGGUCGCACCAUGAGGAUCAAUUCAAUCAAAGUGUUAACAAUCAUGUGACGGCCGACAGUGGCACCGGCGGCAAUCAUCGGAGAGCAGUCAUCUCAAAUCGUCUCAUAGAACACGUCACCAGCGCGGCUCCCCCUCUACGCGCAAGAUCUACGGCAGCGUUGAACACGUUGGAGCAACGGACGGAUCCGACGUCGUCGUCAUGGUUCAGCAGGUCUGCGACGAGUUCAAAUCUAGGAUAUCCACAAGAGACUGAAGCGAUUCCGCCAUCGGCGGAUUCGGGCGUGGACCGAGCAUUCGGCGCGUCCACCGCACAUCACCACGCAAUCGCUCAACACGAACUUCCAAACUCGUGGCUGGUCCAACGGAAGAACGAACGGAAUGCUGAGGGUAACCAGAUGGCUCCAGCUCACCUCGACGAACCGGAACAAGUUGUUCUGAACAAGAGCUCAUGGAACGAUUUCGAAUAUAGCUACGAUAUUUCGCGGAUGAACCCUUCCGCCGACGGUGAUGUCGGCCCUGCGCAAAGUCGGAAUCCACGACAACAGGACGAAGCGCUCUUGCAAGCACAGAAUUCCGAUUUGGAACAUCAGGACAACCAUGGACUAUAUCAGGAGACUCCCGAAGGAGCUCCCUUCGAGAAAGUUGCGGAGAAGAAAAAGAAACGAGAUCGCAGAGAGAAGCAGCAGCAGCAGGAUGACAGACUAGUGCGCGAAAGAAGGGAGCCGGCAGACGAUCAGAAAAAACACUUGGUCCAGCAGGACUCUUCAGAUGAAGACGCGGAUUGGGACAGCGGUGAGCAAAUUGCAGCAAGCAAGAUGGCGUCUUAUCAAGAUGUCAUCAUACCUGCUCCGGCUCCAGCGAUUCCCGCGUGGGGGAACACAUCUGAGAAGAAUAUGUCCGCUUUGAGUCUUCAAGAAAUUCAACGGCUAGAGGAGGAGCGCGCUGACCGAGAACGUCAGCAAAGACAACAAGAAGCCCUCAAAAAUGGAUACUAUUCAGGAAUCAAGACCUGGGCAAAUGCCAUAGCGCCCAUAAAAUCAUUCGAUCAGAUUCAAAAAGAGCAGCAAGCUUCAAAAAGCAGCGCGACGCAGAACAAGCAUCAGUCGAAAGGAGCUCCCGCAUCGUAUACGCCGCUGUCAGCCGCGGAUGUAGUCGCCAACGGUAUCGGCUGCACUCCCACACACAAAAGCUCGAGCUCGAAAGCGACGUUGAAGAUGUCAAGUGUAGUGAAGGGAAAUGUGGCGAUCACUCGCCCUAGCGCCACAGCUGCGAGCAACCACAACAACAAUAACAGUCCCACCGGCAACCAUAACCACCACCAUACAAUUAAUAAUAACGGCGGCGAAAAGUCGGUCCUGGCGACCGAAACGACGAACAAUGAGCAACAGCUCAUUGACUGGUGCGCUCAGAUCACGAAAGGUCUCAAUUCAUACCUAGAUAUGCCCACAGUUGUGUCGAUAUUGAAAGAUGUCGAAUCCGAAGCCGAAAUCGAAGACUAUGUCUCGCAGUUCUUCGGAGAAACCCUGAGAGAACCUCGACAGUUCGCUAGGCAGUUUGUUCAGAAACGCGCCAAGUUCAACGUCGGGCUCGCGUCCAGUCUGCCGAAACAGUCCGAGUGGUGCACCACGGGCGGAAAUAAGAAGCGCAAAGGUGCGAAGAAGUAAUCGAGCACAAUCUUUGCCGACUCCGCCGCGGGUAGUUUCGAGCAAUUCCAACGGCGGCGG
This is a messenger RNA of Galendromus occidentalis (western predatory mite), 3450 nucleotides long. Its product is annotated as GIGYF family protein Gyf. Gene Ontology annotation, molecular function: protein binding. NCBI's taxonomy places the organism in Eukaryota, Metazoa, Arthropoda, Arachnida, Mesostigmata, Phytoseiidae. The record is from RefSeq and is a predicted model, not a curated record. Gene Ontology annotation, cellular component: cytosol. The coding region runs from base 1 to 3390 and encodes 1129 amino acids. The transcript has 7 exons.